This is a messenger RNA of Biomphalaria glabrata, 2529 nucleotides long. Its product is annotated as autocrine proliferation repressor protein A-like. The transcript is spliced from 12 exons. Lineage: Eukaryota; Metazoa; Mollusca; Gastropoda; Planorbidae. The record is from RefSeq and is a predicted model, not a curated record. Bases 161 to 1633 code for a protein of 490 amino acids.
GUUUCUAAAACGAUUUUUUUUAAAAGCCAAUUAAAUGUAUUUAAAGGCGAAGUCAAAAUAACGUAUGAACCCGGAUGUUAAAUACCCUGUAAAGUUGGUUCCUCUAUUGAUCUAUUCGUAUACACUAUUUACUAGUAUUACAUAGCUACUGUGAAGGAUAAUGGGUGGCUUGGCAUGUCUACUGUUGACCCCUGUGGUCAUCUCAGUCAUUCAUGGCACUCCUCUGGAUGACUACGUACACGCUUUCGAUCCACACUACUCCUACACACUUCUGUAUAAGGUCAACACGGCUGAGUACUCCUUGCACAUGCUCAACAUGACGUCACAGAAAUGGCUGACCGAAUGUCAUUUAUGUGAGUGUGUGUUAACAGAGAAAGUGACCAAGACACCCAUUUGGUGGCAUUACUUGUCUAUAAUUGUACCAUACAAUUUAAACUACAAUGACACGGCUUUUGUGUGGAUAGACGGAGGCAACAAUAAACAAAAACCACCAAGUGAUAAAAACGCUGCCAGAUUUUCAGCUGUUGCUGUCCAGAUUGGGGCUGUGUUUGCCACAAUAACACAAAUUCCGAAUCAGCCAACAGUAUUUUGGAAAGAUCCAAAGCUUCAGAACCGAACUGAAGAUAACAUUAUUGCAUGGACAUGGAGAGAAUUUCUUCUGAACGGAUCAAAUCCAGACAUUUUGCUUAGACUGCCUAUGACUAAAGCUGUGGUUCGUGGCUUCGAUACAGUCUCAAGUUAUAUGCACAACGUCGCACAGAUAAACAUUAACAAAUUUAUCGUAGCAGGAGCUUCAAAGCGUGGGUGGACCACAUGGACCACUGCAGCAGUGGACAAAAGGGUCAUUGGUAUGGUUCCUUGUGUUAUGGAUUUGCUCAAUUUGCAGAAGAGCAUGCACCAUCACUUCCGGUCACUUGGUGGAUGGUCUUUUGCCCUUGGAGUCUACUACACAAUGGAUAUAUUUCAAUAUUUGGACAGUCCAAACUUCUCUAAAAUGCAAGCCAUUGUAGAUCCCUUGACCUACAGUGACAGAUUCUCCAUGCCUAAGAUGAUAGUCAGUGCUAGCGGUGAUCAAUACUUCUUACUGGAUGACUCUGACUAUUACUUCCGCCAGUUACCGGGGCCCAAGUUUUUAAGGAUUGUUCCGAAUGCUGCACAUGCGGCUUCUUCAGGCCAUGAGGCCGAACUGAUCCAAGACUUGCAGGGUUUUUUACUAAACAUUUUUGAAAAAGCAACUUUCCCAAAGCUUCAAUGGGUAAGAAGUCAAAACAUCACGCACGGUAAAAUUACAGUUUCCUCAUCUCUCCGGCCUAAAGAGGUCACGAUGUUCCACGCCAAAACAUUAGAUGGUUUACGAAGAGACUUUCGGUUGUACGUAAAAAAUCCUAGCACUGGUCAACCUGUCAUUCAUCCAGUUUCCUGGAAAAACGGAACUGUCACAAGAAUAACUGACACCCUGUUUGAAGCCGUCAUAGAAAAGCCACAAGUAGGAUGGGCCGCACUCUUCAUAAUGCUCAAGUUCCCAGGUCAGAAAGGUUCCACCAUGGACUUUACAACAGACGUGAACAUUGUACCAGACAUCUUCCCGUUUCCAGAUUGUUCUGGAGAAACUUGUCGAGGGACUUUAGUCUAACUUAACUUGAGAUUUAGCUUGAUCGAGAUUGGAUGCAGACAGUGGGUGGGGAACAUGCGCAACCUUCCAAGUCCCCAGCGAUGUUGGUAGAUAAUUCCAUUAAGAAAUAAAAUGAAAAUACCGGUAUUAGUUCCUUUGAACAUUAAUAGAUAACCCGCGUGUCUCUGGAUACUUCUUAUUUCAUUCCUUAAGGUACUAUGGGAGUGGCUCUCAUUACCGCUGCUCGUGAGCAUGUAGUCAAAGCUUUUUAUCAGAUGCUUUUGGUCGUUUUUUGAAGUGCUGACUUUUGUAAGUGUAAGGUGGCAUUGGGCUGGACUUUGUUUGUUUUUCUGAUUUUGUGUCUGUGAUUUGAGAUUUCGUCGAGCUGUUGUCGCAAAACAGAAUCGACUUAAACAGAAAUAUUUAAAUACUUUGGAAUACCGAAAUAUUAAAUAUUACUUUCCUCUAGUAAUUGGUCCCGCACUCUACCGCAUGACCAAGACCCCGCACCAUUCCCUCCCCUCAUACAGAGCUUGAAAAUCACGGAAACUUCAAUUCAACACUACAGCUUAUUUUAACUCCUCCCCUUUUGUAAGUGUGAAUUGAUUUAAUUCAAUACAAGUUUGUUGUUAUAAAGUAUUACUAGAAACUAUCAGUUGUUACCUAACAUACAAAUAUCAAAUCAGAACACAUUGCAUUCUUAACAACAUCUCGCAGCAUUCAAGAUCUCCGCCUUCCUUAUGGCGUUCCCCUCUUUUUGGGUCUUCCAAUUCAAAGCUUUAGCCCCACAGCUUCCCCUUUCCACCAAAGCAAAGGAAAUGUAAAUCUCUCUGUAUUUUUAAAUGUACUGUGUAAUUAAUGUAUAUAACUACAGGUAUUGUCCAUGUAAAUAAACUACAUGAAUUUUGAAUAUGUAA